Liolophura sinensis is the source of this 3977-nucleotide messenger RNA. Its product is annotated as succinyl-CoA:3-ketoacid coenzyme A transferase 1, mitochondrial-like. The transcript is spliced from 15 exons. The record is from RefSeq and is a predicted model, not a curated record. NCBI's taxonomy places the organism in Eukaryota, Metazoa, Mollusca, Polyplacophora, Chitonida, Chitonidae. The coding region runs from base 1 to 1572 and encodes 523 amino acids. Gene Ontology annotation, molecular function: succinyl-CoA:3-oxo-acid CoA-transferase activity. Gene Ontology annotation, biological process: ketone body catabolic process. Gene Ontology annotation, cellular component: mitochondrion.
AUGGCGACCUUGUACAACGUCAGGCUGUUUGCGGCUGCAGGGAAGACUUUUGUGAGAAUUCCACAGAAAUACAAUUCACCAAUUUGUUGUAUCACCAGUUGCAAGUAUUUCAGUUCCAGUUCUCAAAGAAAUGCCAGAUUUUAUGAGAAUGCCGUUGAUGCUGUGAAGGAUAUACCAGAUGGAGCCAAACUUUUAGUGGGAGGAUUUGGACUGUGUGGCAUCCCUGAAAACUUAAUAGCGGCCUUACGAGAAACUGGGAGUAAAAACCUGACUGUUGUCAGCAACAAUUGUGGUGUGGAUGACUUUGGGUUAGGAAUUCUCCUCAAUAAUAGGCAGAUCAAACGCAUGAUUUCCUCCUAUGUUGGAGAAAACAAAGAGUUUGCACGUCAGUAUCUGUCAGGAGAGCUCGAAGUGGAACUGACACCUCAGGGUACGUUGGCAGAGAAGCUGCGUGCUGGGGGCGCAGGUAUACCAGCCUUCUUCACCCCAACAGGAUAUGGCACCCUGGUGCAGGAAGGAGGGGCACCCAUCAAAUACUCUUCUGAUGGCUCUAUCGCUGUUCCCAGUGAACCCCGAGAGGUGCGUGUCUUCAAUGGGAUCCAGUAUAUCAUGGAGGAGGCUAUCACAGGAGAAUUUGCAUUGAUCAAGGCCUGGAAAGCUGACAAGGAAGGCAAUAUUACAUUCAGAAAAACGGCACAAAAUUUCAAUCCUCCUAUGUGUAAGGCAGGUAAAGUCACAAUCGCAGAAGUGGAGGAAGUGGUGGAGGUGGGUGAGAUCGCCCCUGAGGACAUCCAUGUCCCACAUGUUUACAUACAGAGGGUCAUCAAGGGGCCCAAAUAUGAGAAGAGGAUAGAGAGAAUGACGGUUCGUAAGGACAGCAGUGGGGAAUCGGGAGCCCAAAGUGACGCAGAAAAACUGAGAGCCAGAAUCAUCAAACGAGCUGCUUUAGAAUUUGAGGAUGGGAUGUAUGCUAACCUGGGUAUCGGCAUGCCUAUGUUGGCCAGUAACUACAUUCCCCAGGGGUUGAAGGUGAACCUUCAGAGUGAAAACGGGGUGCUAGGUCUGGGCCCAAUGCCGACCAGAGAAGAGGUGGAUGCUGACCUGAUUAACGCUGGUAAAGAGACCGUGACGGUCAUCCCUGGAGCAUCAUACUUCAGCAGUGACGAAUCCUUCGCUAUGAUUAGAGGGGGCCAUAUUGGAAUGACUAUGCUUGGAGCCAUGCAGGUGUCAAGAUACGGAGACUUGGCCAACUAUAUGAUUCCGGGUAAGAUGGUGAAGGGUAUGGGAGGAGCCAUGGACCUUGUCUCCACACCAGGGUCAAAGGUUGUCAUAACCAUGGAACACACUGCAAAGGGAGGAAAGCACAAAAUCUUGGAUGAAUGUUCACUACCACUCACUGGAAAAAAAUGUGUGGAUUUGAUUAUUACAGAAAAGUGUGUAUUUAAUGUGGACUCUGAGAACGGCCUGACUCUGUCUGAGCUGGCAGAAGGGGUCACAGUAGAAGAGGUUAUUGAGUCUACAGGCUGUGAAUUUGAGGUGUCAAAAGAUCUGAAGCCAAUGGGCAGUGUGUAGUGAUUCCUUCUUGUUCUAGAAAAUAACAUAUCAGACGUGUGCUGUUCUAUUCUGUCAGCGUAACUUUGUAGAGCGUCAUCCGGAAAUUCCAGUCAAUCGGAGAGUGUGCAGGGGAUUUGUACAUGCGAGCUAAAAAUUACAUUUACUGAUCGGAAACUUCAUCCCAUGGAGCAAAAGAACUGUAGAGUUCUUUGUGAAAACCAGGUGCCUGGAAGUGUAUCACCCAUGGGACACGUGUAUGUGCACUCAUGUGAAUUGUUACAUGUGAUACGUCAGCACAUGGACUUCUCUGGAAAUUGUGCACACGUGUUUAUUGUCCAGAUGAAGUUAUGCACAGUUGCAGUUUUGUAUAUACUUGGGAAUAAAUUCUUAAUCUCUUGGGCCGGAUUUUGUGGUGAGCCCUUCGUAAGAACUAUAACUUGAUAGUUAAAAAGGAAAAAAAAUUAGUUUGAAUAUAUUUGUGAGUCAGCUAUUUUAUUUUAGCAUAUAUCUGAAUAUAUUUUUAAAAAUAUUUCACUGUAUAUGUACAUAUUUACUGCAAGAAAUGUGUUCAACUUUUAUGAAUGAUACAAAGGUAUUUUCUAACGUGAUACUUUGCAAUACUACCUUCUGAUUGAUUUGUCUAACAGCAUAAUAAUGUGCCGCUAUACAUUUUCAUUGUGAUUAUAGUGUUCUGUUUGCUGGAAGAUUUUGUGUUUUUUUCUUAUUCUGAAGGCACAUACAAGUAUGGAUUUUAAUGUAUUGAAGAAAAAGAAUUGCCAGAUAUUGCAAAUGGUUUGGAAGCUGAAACAAACCAGUCUGGACCAUGCCUGGAUAAAGUAAUUAUGUAAAAGAUAAUAUAAUUUUAGAAGUGAAGAGUUUUUUUGUUGCUGCAUUGUAAAAAAUGGAACAAGAAGUAAAGCGAGUUUACUGAUAUGAUAUAGUUAAAUAUUUCUCAGUGAGUGUGUUUCUGUAUCAGCAGUAGUAGUUGUAUUCUCUGAAACAUUCACAUGUGUGUCUGAAGUAUUGUAAUACACAAUUAAUAAAUAUAAAGGGGAAACAUUUUUUCAUGAGUAAACUAUUCAUACAACCUGUAAAUAUAGGACACAUGAGGGAUUCAGUACUUCACAAGUUGGAACAGUUGAAUGCAUGAUUUAAUACUUAGAAUGCCUAUGCAUGUUGGAAUAGACAGACGGUUUAAUACACAUCAUUCCUUUACAAUUUAAUCUCUAUAAUCUUUUAAGAAAAUGUUUCCGUCAUGGUUGUUUGUGAAAACCGGUUAAAUCUGAAUUUUUAGGAAUGACAUCUUAUGGAUGUAGCCUCAUUGUGAGCGUGGAAACAUACAGAAUGGAGGACAACAUGUAUGAAUGUCAGUUAGGUACUAUAUUCUCUUAACACUUUUGUACUAAUGAAAUUUUUAGCUUUACCUCAAUUGACUAGUCAAGUAGAUUUGUACUUUGCCAUUAUUAUGUCUCCUGUCAAAGAUUUUUUUUUCGUCUCUUCUGUUAUUGAACUGUUGUCUGUAUAAAUCGAACGAGGCCUAGAGGUCAUCCAAUGGUUUGCUGAUGGUGAGACUGUGGCACUGCAGUUGACUCAUUAGAGAACAUAUUCCAGUCAACAGUUUGAGUUGGAUGCACAUAUUUGUUAUUACAACAACAAAGAGACAUCCCUGUGCAAAAUGACGUUGAAAUGGCACGUUCGAUUUCUUCCCUAUCCUUUAACUAGAGUGUUUUGCAUUGAGAUAAAAUUGCUAGUAGAACAUUCCCAAUGUGUCGUAAGGCAGUACCUCAAAACAUGCGUAUAAAAAUUAAUAUUGACUGUUUACACAUCCACUGACCAUAAAAGUAAUUCUAAUUAGCCUCCACUAAGGUGGAAUAGUAGUGGAAUGCUAGAGGUCAACUACAGGUGUACUAAACGUGAGCUACAGGCAUACCACUAGAGAUAUCUGGCACUGUAAGGUGUUGUAUGGAGGGCUCUGCCAGGUUUCCUCGCACCUGCGGUGAUGUAAGUAAAAUAGUCUUGAGCACAGUGUAAAACAUUACUCAAAUAAAUGAAUUAUAUGGAAGGGGUCUUUAUUUCUAGAAAGCUUUGUGCCAGGUUUAAUUAUAAUUAUUUAGCCCUUGUGAUGACAUGGACUUUUUAUGUGAACCUUUUUAACUGUUUUCUCAGCCGAAUCUACCUUUAAGGAAGUUUUACAAAGUUUUGAUGAUUUACUCUGCCUACUCUGUGCCAAUGAACAUCAACCCAAUUAUGUCUUUAAUUUGUGAUAUCUUAUUCAUAAUUCACAGGUCUUUUUCUUUCCUGUGCCUAGGGAAUAAUAAAUUUGUGCUGAUUGUGAACUCCAGGAAGAUGGUCCUUCAAAUUCUUGACCUCUGAUCACAAGCUACAACUUUUAGGCUUCUGCUAUGUAUAUAUGUGUGUGUGCG